Molecule: messenger RNA, 576 nt
Organism: Owenia fusiformis
Lineage: Eukaryota; Metazoa; Annelida; Polychaeta; Sabellida; Oweniidae
Source: the annotation of a GenBank genome assembly
UGUACUUUCAAAUGGAAUUGAUGCUCCGUUGAAUGUACCCAAUGAUGAGUCUUGGAAAUAUGAUUCAAAGGAGGAUCAAAAUGUUGUGAAGGAUUACCAGCAUGACGAGGCCCUUCAUUUGGAUGAACGAUUUCGUAUAAGAUAUGCAAUAUCUGUUAUGAGUUUUGCAGCAGAUGUGAAAGUACAUUUACAGGAAAACACAGAGGUUUCAAUGGAGAGAAUCAUGGAAAAGAUCUUCUCUAUCUCAUAUAGAGGUCAUGAGGGUGGUCGCCUUGGUGAUGCUUUAAGGAAACUCCAGGAUGUUGGUCCAAUCAGACAAGGGGGAUUGAUCGUUUUGAUAACACCGAUAACAAAAGAGAAAAUAUCAGUACUCUCACGACUGAAGAAUGUUGUUAACUUGCCACACCAUAUCCUAACGGUAGCUAUUAAGACUCCAAUCUCUGAUGAUACUCUUCAUGAUUGGCUAGAUGAAGAUGAGAAGACAGUACUUGUUCCCAGUUACAGGGAUCUUAAAGGCUUUGAAGCAUACACAUCUGGUUUUAUAUGCCAUGAGCUUAGAAAUCUGCAAGAUGCAAC